This is a messenger RNA of Parus major (Great Tit), 1161 nucleotides long. It is a transcript of the gene SYCN, whose product is annotated as syncollin. Gene Ontology annotation, biological process: exocytosis. The transcript has a single exon. The record is from RefSeq and is a predicted model, not a curated record. The coding region runs from base 34 to 441 and encodes 135 amino acids. Gene Ontology annotation, cellular component: secretory granule membrane. Lineage: Eukaryota; Metazoa; Chordata; Aves; Passeriformes; Paridae.
GAAGUCCCGGGCAGAGCCCUGGAGGUGACGGCGAUGGCGUCGGCGCUGCUGGUGACGCUGGUGGCCGCGGUGGCCGUGCUGGCCGCGGGGGUGGAGGCCCAGUGCCCCAAACCCUCCGACCUGCGGCCCCUCAACGGCACGCGGGUGUGCGCCCAGCUCUACGCCGACAACAGCCCCUACUACGACCAGUGCUGCGCCGGGGCCGUGCUGGUGGUGCCGCCCAACAGCGACGCGCCCUACAUGCCCCGAGGGUGGUCGGCCCGCGCCUCCUCCCUCGUGGUGGGCACCAGGUGCGAGCUCACCGUGUGGUCGCGCCGCGGCAAGAAGGGCGACUCGCGGAAGUUCGGCGCCGGCGCGGUGCCGCGGCUGCAGGAGGUGCGCCGGGGGCUCUUUGGGGACUGGAACGACGCCAUCCGCGGCUACUACUGCACCUGCAAGUGAGCGGCGGCACCGGGGACGGGGACGGGGCGGGGGUGACACCGGGCGACGACGGGUGAGGGGACGCGGGUCAGGGUGUGCCUGGCGUGGCCACCACGAGUCCAUCCGGGCCGAGAUGGGUCAGCCAAACUCAACGUUGGCCAAGAUGAACCAACACAAACCAAUGUUGGCUGAGAUGAACCAACACAAACUCAAUGUUGGCUGAGAUGAACCAACACAAACCAAUGUUGGUUGAGAUGGGUCAGCCAAACUCAACGUUGGCCAAGAUGAACCAACACAAACCGACGUCAGCCGGGAUGAACCAACACAAACCGAUGUUGGCUGGGAUGAACCAACACAAACUCAACACUGGCUGGGAUGAACCAACACAAACCGAUGUUGGCUGAGAUGGGUCAGCCAAACAGGACGUUGGCCAAGAUGAACCAACACAAACCGACGUCAGCCGGGAUGAACCAACACAAACUCAACGCUGGCUGUGAUGAACCAACACAAACCGAUGUUGGCUGGGAUGAACCAACACAAACUCAACGUUGGCUGAGAUGAACCAACACAAACCAACGUUGGCAGAGAGGAACCAACACAAACCGAUGUUGGCUGAGAUGAACCAAUACAAACCGAGAUGAACCAACACAAACCAAGAUGAACCAACAGAAGCCGAGAUGAACCAACACAAACCAAGAUGAACCAACAGAAGCCGACGUUGGCCAGGAUGAACCAACACAA